Molecule: messenger RNA, 1660 nt
Organism: Colletotrichum acutatum
Lineage: Eukaryota; Fungi; Ascomycota; Sordariomycetes; Glomerellales; Glomerellaceae
Product: chaperonin 10-like protein
Exons: 5
Coding region: 167-1216 (349 amino acids)
Molecular function (GO): oxidoreductase activity, acting on NAD(P)H
Source: RefSeq, a predicted model, not a curated record
ACUUCCACGGCGCUUGCAGGCUGAUUAAGCAGAGGAGAAAGACGACUACUAUUGCCUCAAUAAUUCAUGCCUGCUGAGGCUGACGUGCUUCAACUUCAUAUCCGAUCCUCGCAAAAAGACUCAUCACUUUGUGACAUCGUGGGUAUAUAUUCUGAUACCAGUGAACAUGGCCGGACAACAAAUGCAAGCUCUCGUGACCGAGUCUUCGGCCGGCGGGUCGCCGAAGAUGGUCAAGAAGCAAGUUCCGGUCCCCGAACCUGCCCCGCAUCAAGCCCUGGUAAAAGUGUCACAUAUUGCACAAAACCCGACAGACGUUCAAUCUCUUGACGGCAAUGCAUUCGGUGACGGCGCCGUCCUCGGGUGCGACUUUGUGGGGACAGUCGAAGCGGUCGGCGACAGGUGCAGCAAGCUGUCCAAGGGGGACAUUGUUGCUGGCCUAAUAUGGGGAGGUGAAAUCAAGGGUCUCGGCGGCUAUAGCGAGUACACCCUCGCGGACGACCACAUCAGCUUCAGAGUCCCCAAGAACAUAAGCCCGGAGGAGGCUGCUACAAUACCCCUAGCUUCCAUGACGGCUGAGCUGGCCCUGUUCUCCAAGGAAUGCCUCGCUAUUCCUCGAGAGAGCGGACCGGAGACGGCGGUCCUUAUUUGGGGUGGUAGCUCGAGCGUCGGCUUGUACGCCAUCCAAAUAGCAGCGAUGCAAGGCCUCAAAGUAGUCACGACUUGCAGCCCUCAUCACUUUGAUUGGGUUAAGUCUCUGGGCGCGAAGCAUGUCUUCAACUACCGUGAUGACGACGUAAUUGAGUCCAUCAGAAAGACGACGCCCGGCCUCAAAUACGUCUUUGACACCAUCGGCAACAACUCCUCCUCCGGCCAGGCAUCCCAAGCCAUCGAUGAGAGCGGCGGGAAGCUCUGCACCGUGCGCCCAGGGAAGGCGAACACUGAAAAUGUCUCGAAGCAGACGACUGUGACCGACGUCUUGGUCUGGACUGCAUUCUUGAAGGAUCAUCAGUAUGCUCAGUUUAAAUGGCCGGCUAGCGAGGAGGACCACAAACUCGGUAGCGAGUUUUAUGAAAAGCUGCCGGGAUGGGUAGAGGCUGGGAAGUUCAAGCCCAACAAGCCUAAGGCCAUCUCUGGGGGUCUUGAUGGUGUAGACAAAGGAUUCCAAGUGUAUCGGGAUGGAGCAAUCUCCGGCGAGAAGUUGGUGUAUCAACUCUGAGACCUUGGGUCAAUCUGCUGUAGUUCCUAUGCACACGGCCAAUUGCGCAAACGAUGCAAGUGAGGAAUUCUCGAUGAAUGCGUAUGUACUACUCGCGAUGUCAACCAAAACAAACAUCGAUGGCUAAGUUGAGAGCGAGAGGCUUUCCCCCUCAAAGGGAGUGCACUUUGUUACACUUAGCUUUUCUCGAGGACAGGUAAGCUGAUUGCAGACAAGACAGCUGGUCUCGAGAGAGGAUAAGCUUAACCUGCUGCUUGGAGACUCAGUGCCCCUAGUCAAGUCACGAAGACUGAUGUCAGCACCUAACGACGGGUAAGCAUGCAGCACUCACUGUUGUUAAUGAGCGUCCAAUUGCGAUAACCCUAUUUUGCAUGACGGAUUGACACUUGAAAGGAUGACCCCGCCAUGCCAGGAACCAACGGAACUCAGGUCAAUCAAGGGCAG